CCGGCCGGGAGGGAGCAGCCUGCUUUCUCCGGAGUCCGGGGUAGCCAGGGACUGAGCUAAGCCGGAGCGCGGUGCCUGCGGGAAGCCAGGCAGCAGCAGCCUCACCACGCCAUGCGGGCCUCAGGAUUGUGCCAAUGAGGACCUAAAGUGCCUGCCUGCUGACCACCCCAGCCUGCAGUGACCAUGGCCCUCCGCAAGAGGAGUCCCCAUGGCCUGGGCUUCCUUUGCUGCUUUGGAGGCAGUGACCUUCCGGAGAUUGACCUCCGGGACAGCCACCCAUUGCAGUAUCUGGAGUUCUCCAGUCCCAUCCCGAACACAGAGGAGCUCAACGUCCGCUUUGCAGAGCUGGUGGAUGAAUUGGACCUCACAGAUAAAAACCGGGAGGCUGUGUUUGCAUUGCCACCAGAGAAGAAAUGGCAGAUCUACUGCAGCAAGAAGAAGGAGCAGGAGGAUCCUAACAAGCUGGCCACCAGUUGGCCGGAGUACUACAUUGACCGUAUCAACGCCAUGGCCGCGAUGCAGAACCUGUAUGAAAGAGAAGAUGAGGAGACAGACAAGAGGAGCCAAGUUGUAGAAGACCUCAAGACAGCUCUCCGGACACAGCCCAUGAGGUUUGUGACCCGCUUCAUCGAACUGGAAGGCCUGACCUGUCUGCUGAAUUUCCUCCGGGGCAUGGACCACACCACCUGUGAGAGCCGCAUCCACACAUCUCUCAUUGGCUGCAUCAAGGCUUUGAUGAACAACUCCCAGGGCCGGGCACAUGUCCUGGCACAACCUGAGGCCAUCAGCAUCAUCGCUCAGAGCCUGCGCACAGAGAACAGCAAGACUAAGGUUGCGGUGCUGGAGAUCCUGGGUGCAGUGUGCCUUGUGCCGGGAGGCCACAAGAAGGUUCUGCAGGCCAUGCUGCACUACCAGGUGUAUGCAGCCGAGCGCACCCGUUUCCAGACUUUGCUGAAUGAACUGGAUCGAAGUUUGGGCCGAUACCGGGAUGAGGUAAACCUGAAGACAGCCAUCAUGUCCUUCAUCAAUGCCGUCCUCAAUGCUGGCGCUGGAGAGGAUAACCUGGAAUUCCGCCUGCAUCUCCGGUAUGAGUUCCUGAUGCUGGGAAUCCAGCCAGUGAUUGAUAAACUUCGGCAACAUGAGAAUGCUAUCCUGGACAAGCAUUUAGACUUCUUUGAGAUGGUCCGAAAUGAGGAUGACCUGGAGCUAGCCCGGAGGUUUGACAUGGUCCACAUUGACACCAAAAGUGCCUCCCAGAUGUUUGAGCUUAUCCACAAGAAACUGAAGCACACUGAAGCCUACCCCUGCCUGCUGUCCGUCCUGCACCACUGCCUGCAGAUGCCCUACAAGCGGAAUGGUGGCUACUUCCAGCAGUGGCAGCUCCUGGACCGAAUCCUUCAGCAGAUCGUCCUCCAGGAUGAGAGAGGUGUGGACCCUGACCUGGCCCCACUGGAAAACUUCAAUGUCAAGAACAUCGUCAACAUGCUCAUCAAUGAGAAUGAGGUGAAGCAGUGGCGGGACCAAGCGGAGAAGUUCCGGAAAGAACACAUGGAGCUUGUGAGCCGGCUGGAGAGAAAAGAGCGGGAAUGUGAGACAAAGACCCUGGAGAAGGAGGAGAUGAUGCGGACGCUCAACAAGAUGAAGGACAAACUGGCCCGCGAGUCUCAGGAGCUGCGCCAAGCUAGGGGACAAGUGGCAGAGCUGGUAGCCCAACUUAAUGAAAACUCAACCGGCCCAGUGUCUUCCCCACCUCCCCCUGGAGGUCCACUCACCUUGUCUUCCUCCUCAACAACCAAUGAUCUGCCUCCACCCCCACCUCCUCUCCCUCUUGGUAGCUCCCCACCCCCACCCCCACCACCCCUCCCUCCUGGCGGGCCUCCCAUCCCCCCAGGUGCCCCACCCUGCUUCAGCUCAGGCCCGCCCCUGCCUCAUGACCCCUUCUCCAGCAAUGAAGCCCCACUCAGGAAAAAGCGCAUCCCUCAGCCUUCACACCCACUGAAGUCCUUCAACUGGGUCAAGCUGAAUGAGGAGCGUGUUUCUGGCACCGUGUGGAAUGAAAUUGAUGACUCACAGGUAUUUCGGAUUCUGGACCUGGAAGAUUUUGAAAAAAUGUUCUCGGCAUAUCAGAGACACCAGGGUUGCAUGCAGGAGGGUCCCCAGAGAGAGAGAGGAAAUGUGAGAGAUGGAGGGACUGCAAGCAGACCUCUGACAGCCGCGGAGGCGAAUGCCCACAGAACUGAGAAGGCUUCUAGGUCUAUGGUAUCAGCUUCAGGUGCCAAGAAAGAACUGGGCUCCACAGAGGACAUCUACCUAACAUCCCGCAAGGUUAAAGAGCUGUCAGUCAUCGAUGGUCGGAGGGCCCAGAACUGUAUCAUUCUUCUCUCCAAGUUGAAGCUUUCCAAUGAUGAGAUACGGCAGGCCAUCUUGAGGAUGGAUGAACAAGAAGACCUCGCUAAGGACAUGCUGGAGCAGCUCCUCAAGUUCAUCCCUGAGAAGAGCGACAUUGACCUCCUGGAAGAACACAAGCAUGAGAUUGAGCGGAUGGCGCGAGCAGAUCGCUUCCUCUACGAAAUGAGCAGGAUCGACCAUUACCAGCAGCGGCUCCAGGCCCUCUUCUUCAAGAAGAAGUUCCAGGAACGCCUGGCUGAGGCCAAGCCCAAAGUAGAAGCUAUCCUGCUGGCCUCCCGGGAGCUGACCCUCAGCAAGCGCCUGAAGCAAAUGCUGGAGGUGGUUCUCGCCAUCGGUAACUUCAUGAACAAGGGGCAGCGUGGGGGUGCCUACGGCUUCCGGGUAGCCAGCCUCAACAAGAUCGCGGACACCAAGUCCAGCAUUGACAGGAACAUCUCUCUGCUUCAUUACCUGAUCAUGAUCCUGGAGAAGCACUUCCCGGAUAUCCUGAACAUGCCCUCAGAACUACUGCACCUAUCAGAAGCUGCCAAAGUCAACCUGGCAGAGCUGGAGAAGGAGGUGGGCACUCUCAGGAGGGGCCUCCGAGCAGUGGAGGUGGAGCUGGAAUAUCAGAGACACCAGGCACGAGACCCCAAUGACAAGUUCGUCCCUGUCAUGAGUGACUUCAUCACAGUGUCUAGCUUCAGCUUCUCGGAGCUAGAGGAUCAGCUGAACGAGGCCAGGGAUAAGUUUGCCAAGGCACUGAUGCACUUUGGAGAGCAGGAGAGUAAGAUGCAGCCGGAUGAAUUCUUUGGCAUCUUCGACACCUUCCUGCAGGCCUUCUUGGAGGCCCGGCAGGAUCUGGAGGCCAUGAGGAGGAGGAAGGAGGACGAUGAGCGGAGGGCGCGCAUGGAGACCAUGCUGAAGGAACAGCGCGAGAAAGAAAGAUGGCAGAGGCAGCGGAAGGCCUUGGCUGGUGGCGCCCUGGAGGAGAGCGGCGAGUUCGAUGACCUGGUGUCAGCCUUGCGCUCUGGAGAAGUUUUCGACAAAGACUUGAGCAAGUUCAAGCGCAACCGGAAGCGACCUGGGAGCCAGGUCCCAGAGGUCACCCGCGAGAGGGCAAUAAACAGGCUAAAUUAUUGACUUGGGGACUGGGGACUGACCACAUAGCAGCAAGCCUGGAGACAGGAAUUAGGGAGAGGAGUUGAAUAGAAAAAGCAACGACUUAAGUGAUUUUUGGAAGACUGGGUUUGGGAGCCCUGGGCUGGGUCCCGGGGGCCGUGUGCGGCUAGACCGGGUGUCUCCCGCACUGACAUCGGGUCUUGUCUCCUGUAUGUUACCCAUUCUCAUCCACGUUCUGUCCAUCUCCCUCUGUGCCCCUCCCCUCCUGGCCAUCGUUCUCUAAGACUAGCUUGGGCAUCCCUGGCAGGCCCUCACAGGCUGGGUGACAGUUUGCCACACCUCAUGUUGGCCCAGAGCUGUUUAAGAUCCAGGAGACCUUCCUGCCCCGACAUUUUGUACAGUAUGUGGUGGUGGAGUGGUACCCAAGAGAGAGCCAGCAGUAGGCUCCUAUCUGAAAAGACAGCUCAAGGGAAUAUGGAUCUGGGAUGGGGACCAGGGGGUUAUGUGUUCUAGUUAGAUAUGCUCUAGUAUGUUCCAGAAAAAAACGGGACCAGAGCCAGCAAGUGUGUUAUCUGUCUGCACCCUUUUCCUACUGGCCACCUCCAUCCCAUUUAUUAAUUUCUGGUCCCCAAAUUCAUCCCCAGUUUCUAGAACUCUGGCUCACCGUCAGCUUAUAGUGUGGCUCUGGUAAGGAUGGGUGUCCAAGAAAGACUCUGUCAUGACCUCACCAGACUCAGGCAUAGGCCCUGAGGCAAACCCCAAGGCAACGUGACCACCAUCUUGGAGAGACUGACCUCAGAUCCCCACUGGAAGGUAGUACUCGAAUGCUUCACUCCCGAGUGGGCCCCACUUACCAUUUCCCUCAGCUGACCCUUGCUAUAUGCCACAGUCGCCUCAGUCUACGCCUGCAGGCCCCAUGGAGCUCCACAUACUUGGCUACAGCUGGCCUCGGGGAAUUGUUCCUGAGGGCUAGAACUGCCCUCCAUAUUCAGCUGUCACUCUGAGGGCGACAAUUAGACAGGGGGCUGAGAAGGAGGCAGGAGAUGCCCUGGGGAUGAGGAGGGAGCACUAGCAUAGGAUGCUCCCCCCAAGGUUUGCCCCUACAUUUGUGCUGUUUGGUUCCUCAGUCUCACUGUAUGGGAUCAUUCUGGCCCUCUGUCCACACUCAUCUUCUGUCCUGUCCACCCAUCUUCAGCUGUUUUGAUGGUACUGGUGGGGUGGCACCGCUAUAUCUAGACACAUGUUCUAGAUGGAGCACGUGAGACCAGCACCAUGCAUGUUUGUCAAAUGCACCCCUAUUUCCUGUCAUCUUGAGACCGAUCUUGCCUGAUGACCAUCCACUAGCUCCUGGCUCUUCUUAUCUAGAGCCCUCCCCGCCCCCCAAAGUCAUUGCCAGUGACUGUGGGCUGCUAGGUCCUGGUCCCGUAACUGUCUGCCUUCCUACAGGAGUUUCCCAGGGUGGGUGGGCAUAAUAGUUGCGGGGAGGAGAGACGCAGGGCCAAGCAGGGUGUGUGCAUUGACUUGAGAGGGAUCUUAGCAAGUGGAGGCCGGGCCAUCUGGCGUGAUGAAGCCCGCCUGAGAGCACAGAAGACUUCUGAGAAUGGCUAUGGAAGAGAGCGAGAGCGUCAACGCUCAUCUGCACACCCAAAGAACCACCUCACCCUCGCCCCACCCCACCCCUUGGGAAGGAAGCCAUGAGAACGUGAAGGCUGGUGCUGGACAUCUUCAUAUCCUCUCCCAAACUGGCUGGGAGGUCAGCCUGCCGUGCAAGGGGCAGGGAACAGGGAUGGACUACACUGCCGCCCGACAGGCGUGGCUGAGCCUAGCCUUCCCAAACACCAUGAAGACGGGACAUGCACCAGGAGAAAUAAGGAAGAUGAGAGUUGUUGAAGGGACACAUUGGCUCUUCAGAAAAGCUGCCUGGCAUCUCUCCAGAGCCCAGCCUUCUCACCCCAAAGAAUUCUGCCUUCUCUAUUUAUUAUUUUUCCAUAGCUGCCCAGUGGCUCUGGUACCGUGUGUCUUUGUAACCAGAUUCCAACAGUGCCUUGGACCACGGACCCUUGUGGUGACUCAGCAGGAAGUGACUGGUGCCCAGUGGAGGUGGAAAGGCUGGCCCUCGAUGUUAAAUGAUGAAGUCUACUCCCCUGUACCCACCCAACCCUCCUGCCGCCUGUGGGCCAACUGUUCCAGUUAGUUUUGUGCACAAUGUAAAAUUCAUAGUCCAGCCAACACACCCCGUCUCAGCAGCGGCAAUUCCCCUCCUAAGGUCGAAGUUUGUUCAGGGGUUGGAAGGCCAAAACUCUCCAGGUGGGUGGAUACAGGCCACCAACUGGGGAGCUGCGACCACCCGCCCAGGACAUCUGCCAACCUUCAUGCCAAGGCUGCUCGCACCAGCCGCUGCAGGAGACAAACAAGGUUUAUAUGUACAAAACUCUACAGUGUCCUUUUUACCUGCACCCUUUUAUAAGAAUAUAUUGUAAUACUAAAAACAAUAUUAAAUUCGUCCCCACCCCUA
Apodemus sylvaticus (European woodmouse) is the source of this 6025-nucleotide messenger RNA. It is a transcript of the gene Daam2, whose product is annotated as dishevelled associated activator of morphogenesis 2. The record is from RefSeq and is a predicted model, not a curated record. The coding region runs from base 184 to 3531 and encodes 1115 amino acids. NCBI's taxonomy places the organism in Eukaryota, Metazoa, Chordata, Mammalia, Rodentia, Muridae. The transcript has 26 exons. Gene Ontology annotation, biological process: regulation of non-canonical Wnt signaling pathway; positive regulation of canonical Wnt signaling pathway; negative regulation of oligodendrocyte differentiation. Gene Ontology annotation, molecular function: actin binding; small GTPase binding.